Colias croceus (clouded yellow) is the source of this 423-nucleotide messenger RNA. RefSeq lists its product as uncharacterized. The record is from RefSeq and is a predicted model, not a curated record. Lineage: Eukaryota; Metazoa; Arthropoda; Insecta; Lepidoptera; Pieridae. The transcript has a single exon. The coding region runs from base 1 to 423 and encodes 140 amino acids.
AUGUCUAUCCAUGCCAUUUUGCCUGUAUUUCAGGAAUGGAUGACUAGGCGCCACGGCUCGCUCUCAUUCCGCACGACACAGAUUCUGACGGGGCAUGGUUGCUUCGGUAAGUAUCUGUGUCGAAUAGGAAAACAGCCAAAUGCUGCUUGUCACCAUUGUGACUGUGAGGAGGACACGGCUCAGCACACCUUAGAGUCGUGUCCAGCGUGGACAGCGGAAAGCGAUGCACUACGUGCUAUGGUUGGAUCAGACCUUUCACUUCCGAUCGUAGUUGGUGCCAUGUGUGAAAGAGAGGACGUGUGGAUGGCAGUGCUGUCUUUCUGUGAUGCAGUGAUGUCACAGAAAGAAAGUGCUGAGCGCGACCGGGAGCGUAGGAAUCCCGUGCGUCGCAGAGCACGCCGCAGGGGACGUCGGGUCACUUAG